AUGACUCAGCAUGGACGUAACUACGUAGACGAUGCUGAGAAGAAAAGGCGUUUCAAGAUAUUCAAGGACAAUGCAGAGUAUAUAGACAAAGUAAAUAAUCAAGGGAAUUGCACUUACAGGUUAUGUGUCAAUGAAUUUGUAGACAUAAUGAAUGAAGAAUUCAUUGCCACUCAUACUGGAUACAAGAUUUCUACCCAAUCUAGUUCAUCACCUAAAAAAACUUUUAGAUAUGGAAACCUAAGCAGGAUUCCAAUGACUAUGGAUUGGAGAGAGACAGGAGUUGUUACCCCUAUUAAGAGCCAAGGAAGUUGCUGGGCCUUUUCAGCAAUAGUAGCAGUAAAGGGGAUCUACCAGAUCAAAACUGGCAACUUGAUCUCCCUUUCUGAGCAACAGCUAGUGGAUUGGGUCGUGGAAGGCAAUUCUGGGUGCAGUGAUGGUGGUGUCGUGAGUUAUGCCUUUACAUAUGAUGGUGUAUUAUAA
This is a messenger RNA of Quercus lobata, 480 nucleotides long. Its product is annotated as senescence-specific cysteine protease SAG12-like. Gene Ontology annotation, molecular function: cysteine-type peptidase activity. Gene Ontology annotation, biological process: proteolysis. The transcript has 2 exons. Lineage: Eukaryota; Viridiplantae; Streptophyta; Magnoliopsida; Fagales; Fagaceae. The record is from RefSeq and is a predicted model, not a curated record. The coding region runs from base 1 to 480 and encodes 159 amino acids.